Messenger RNA from Malurus melanocephalus (red-backed fairy wren), 1658 nucleotides. It is a transcript of the gene IGFBP1, whose product is annotated as insulin like growth factor binding protein 1. Gene Ontology annotation, cellular component: extracellular region. The transcript has 4 exons. Lineage: Eukaryota; Metazoa; Chordata; Aves; Passeriformes; Maluridae. The record is from RefSeq and is a predicted model, not a curated record. Bases 54 to 881 code for a protein of 275 amino acids. Gene Ontology annotation, biological process: regulation of insulin-like growth factor receptor signaling pathway. Gene Ontology annotation, molecular function: insulin-like growth factor II binding; insulin-like growth factor I binding.
UCUCCUGCUCCCCAGGCCGCCGAGCUGCCCUACCCCGGGCCUUGCUCAGCGCUAUGAGUGGCCCGCGGUGCGCGCCGUGCCGCCGCUGGCUCCCKGCUCUGCUGCUGCCGGCGCUGCUGCUGCUGCUGCUGCCGGGCGCCCGCCUCGACCGAGGCGCGCAGCCCGUGCUCUGCGCCCCCUGCACCCCCGAAAGGCUCGCUCUGUGCCCGCCCGUCGCGCCCGACUGCCCGGAGGCGGCCCGUCAGGCCCGCUGCGGCUGCUGCCAGACCUGCGCCCUCGGGCCGGGACAGCCCUGUGGGGUUUACACCGCCCGCUGUCGCCUGGGGCUCCGAUGCCACGUCCCCGCCGGAGAGCCCCGGCCCCUCUCCGCCCUCAUCCAGGGCCACGGGACGUGCCUGCCUGCCAGUGAGGUCGGAGCGAUGCGCACGGCACAGCCGSCAGACUCUGUAGAACCUGAUGAUAUGCCUUUGGAGAGCACUGAAGUAACACAGGAUCAGCUGCUGAGCUAUCAGCUGAUGAUUCCCAUAGGCCCAGAUAAAUCCAUCCCCUGGAAUUCCAUCACUGCAUAUGAAAACAUGAAAGCAAAGAGAAUAUCUGAACUCAAGAAAUGGAAAGAGCAGGGUCCUUGUCAGAAGGAGCUCUACAGAGCCCUGUAUAAAUUGGUGAAGGCCCAACAGAGAAGCAGAGGGGAGAUUUACAAAUUCUACUUACCCAACUGCAACAAGAAUGGAUUUUACCACAGCAAACAGUGUGCAACUUUACUGGAUGGAGAGUCUGCUGAAUGCUGGUGUGUCUAUCCAAUAAAUGGCAAAAGAAUUCCUGGAUCUCCAGAAAUUAAAGGAGACCCAGAAUGCCAACAGUAUCUCAGCUCACAAGAAUAAAACUAAGCACCAAGGUUUUUCAUACCACGUUUUCUGUGGGGCCUGUUCUACUCAGGACCCAUUUUACUAAGGUAGUCUUGUGCACCUGAUUUUCAGUGUAUGAGUAACCCCAUAAAGUAACAUUUUUACUGCACUGAGAUUGCCUAGAUGCUCAAGUAACAAAUAAGAGCAACUGCAAGAUCAAAUCCCUAUAAUCUUGUAUAUUUUGUUUGUAUAAUAUUAUAGAUAACCUCAUAUGUAAAGCUGAUUAAUUAUUUAUUUCACAGUGCAUGUAUUUUUAUCUUAUGUGUUAUUACUAAUUUAUGUUCUCAAACACUUCAUAACUUUAUAUUUAAAUACUUAAUAUUAUUAUUCUUAAAUGUAUGCAUCAUAUUGGGAGAAUGUUGCUACUUAAGGCUUCAAAAGGCAUAGUUACUGGGAAAAAUGGCUUGUAAACUUGCAUUUUUUGUACUACAUAUUUAUAGAUGUAAAACUAAUUUUUAAAAAAUGUAUUUCAGUAGAAAGUGUGCUUAGAAACUUAUUUAAAACCUGUUUUGUGUAUCUAUUAUGUUACUUUUACGUCUCUGUUUCAAUGCCAAGCUGUUUCUUAUAAAAGCAAGAUUAUAUACUGAAACUCCUGAUGGGACAGUAUUUCUAUCUAUUUUUUUAAACAUAUGCACUGGAUAAAUGGCAAAACACAAUAUGAUAUUCUGCACCACCUUUAACAGGUGUAGGUCGUUUGCAUGUUGACAAUAGUGUGUUAUUUUAAAUGAGCUAUUAAAUGUCUUCUAGUCUGUC